Gilbertella persicaria is the source of this 1881-nucleotide messenger RNA. Its product is annotated as kinase-like domain-containing protein. Gene Ontology annotation, biological process: intracellular signal transduction; protein phosphorylation. The record is from RefSeq and is a predicted model, not a curated record. Gene Ontology annotation, molecular function: ATP binding; protein serine/threonine kinase activity. Bases 1 to 1881 code for a protein of 626 amino acids. Gene Ontology annotation, cellular component: cytoplasm. The transcript is spliced from 3 exons. NCBI's taxonomy places the organism in Eukaryota, Fungi, Mucoromycota, Mucoromycetes, Mucorales, Choanephoraceae.
AUGCACGUUUUCAAUAUGAAUCAUAAUAUAUCCAAUUCGAAAAGCGAAGAUUCUAUUGAUUCAGGCGUUUACAGUCCUUCUUUUGAUAACAACAAUGAUGCAGCUCAAGAUACAACCAGUUCAUUGUCUCUUGUACGUCAAUUAGCUGCUCAAUUCCCAGAAUACGAAAAACAACCUCAUAUGGAGCCCUUUGGUGGUGUCUGGAUGAAUCCGAAUACAGAGAUCGAUGAUGAAAGAUCAAAAGCAAAUGCAGAACGUGUGAUUGAAGUAUCCAACAAUGGAAGGUUUGCUAAACUAAACACAUUUCUCGGUAAAGGCGCCUUUAAGGUCGUCUAUAAAGCAAUUGAUCGAGAAGAAGGAUAUGAAGUGGCUUGGAAUGUUCUACAGGUAACGCGUCAAGAAGUAAAAGCACUCGGCCAUGAAAUCGAAAUUUUAAAGUCAGUGCGCCAUCCAAACAUCAUCACAUUUCAUGAAGCCUGGUACAAUGAAACUGAAUUCGUGUUUAUUACUGAACUCAUGACAUCGGGAACCUUGCGAGAAUACAUUCGUAAAUUGUCGCCUUUGCCCAACAUGAAGAUCGUCAAACGAUGGUGUCGACAGAUCCUAAAGGGUCUUGUCUAUCUACAUGGCCAUAACCCCACAAUCAUCCAUCGAGACAUCAAAUGUGACAAUAUCUUUAUUAAUGGCGCUCAUGGCGAAAUCAAAAUUGGCGAUAUGGGUACUGCAGAAAUGAAAAUUGAUAAAAAGUAUACUGUCAUUGGUACUCCUGAAUUCAUGGCACCUGAAAUGUACGAAGAAAAAGGAUACAGUGAAAAAGUUGAUAUCUAUGCGUUUGGUAUGUGUCUGUUAGAGAUGGUCACUGGUGAAUACCCUUACAACGAAUGCACCAAUGCUGCUCAAGUCUUCAAGAAAGUCACACAGACCAUUCGCCCUGAAUGUUUAUCUCGCGUACAAGAUCCUGAAGUCUUGGCCCUGAUCAACAAUUGUCUUGCUUCUGAACAUGAACGUAUGUCUGCACAAGAAAUACUCGAACAUUCGUUUUUAGCAGUGGAGCCUGAAGUAGUAUUGUUGGCUAGUGAUACAGCCAUGAAACAAUUGACACUCCAGGUUGUAUUCAAAGGCAUGGAUAAGUUAUCGGUCAAGUUCGAAUUCAAUGCAGAUACUGAUACAGCUGAAGAUGUGGUUGCUGAGAUGAUUGAGGAGCAAGUCCUUCCUGAGCGAUACCAACAGUUGAUCACAGGUGACAUUAACCGACUCUUACGAGACUUGAAUAAGCAACAAAACUCAACGCCCGAAAAGGCUGAAGAUGAUCGUAUGGUCUGGCGAAGAGAAAACGAUAUCCGUUCAGAAUUAGAGCGUGCCAAACGAGAAUUAGUGAUGGCUCGAGACAAGAUCUUUAAUGCCGAAAAGAAAUGCGAAACAUUCCUGCAACAGACUCAGAUCGCUGAAGAAAGAUACAAAGAUACCAUACAUGCUCUGGAACAAGCAAAGUUGUCUUUUGAAGCUGAAUUGAAACAAGAAUCAGAUAUGUUUACCACGUCUCCUACUUUCAAUCAAGCAGAAGAGUCUUCGGGCACUGCGAAUUCAGCAGAAUAUUCGAAUGAUACCAGCAUUGAAGCUUUUGUGCUUGAAACUGCAGCAGCUACCAAUCGUAACAAAGAUAAGGCAUUAGAAUGGGUCCGUAAGCUUCAAAAUCAAGAUAUCAUGACAGUAGGUGAUCUUCGGGAUUUGCACGAUGAAGAUUGGGCUGGUAUUGGAUUAACUGUGUUUGCCCAUCGAGCUUUAAAGAACAUGCUCACGAGUAAGAAGAAUCAAUUAAGAUCAAGAGCUACUUCAAGUGGCACCAAUACACCCAUUGAUGAACAAGAUCAAUUUCUUUAA